Molecule: messenger RNA, 3472 nt
Organism: Hipposideros armiger (great roundleaf bat)
Lineage: Eukaryota; Metazoa; Chordata; Mammalia; Chiroptera; Hipposideridae
Gene: WASHC5
Product: WASH complex subunit 5
Exons: 23
Coding region: 269-3127 (952 amino acids)
Biological process (GO): endosome organization; actin filament polymerization; regulation of actin nucleation
Cellular component (GO): WASH complex; endosome
Source: RefSeq, a predicted model, not a curated record
AGGGGAGCCGGGCGGAAGCCGGGGUCCUGCCUGCUGAGGAUCCGCGGCUGGGAUUAGCAGGGGGACCCCUGCGGAGAGGCAAAGUGUGGACCCCAGUGCCGACUCCGAGCGCAUCGUCGGCCCCGCGCGUGCGCCCUGGCGCGGCCCGGAUAACAGUUUCUUUAAUGGAGCAGCCAAUCUGUCUGCAGACCUGGUUUCAUCAAAUGAUUGACAGACCCCAGCUCUAAAGCCAGUUAAACAUUCCAGCCAGCCGGGCACUGGGUAGUUGAUGAUCCUCACGAUGUUGGACUUUCUGGCUGAGAACAACCUCUGUGGCCAGGCCAUCCUAAGGAUCGUUUCCUGUGGCAAUGCCAUCAUUGCUGAGCUUCUGAGACUCUCUGAGUUUAUUCCUGCUGUAUUCAGGUUAAAAGACCGAGCAGAUCAACAGAAAUAUGGAGAUAUCAUAUUUGAUUUCAGCUAUUUUAAGGGUCCAGAAUUAUGGGAGAGCAAACUGGAAGCUAAGCCAGAGCUACAGGAUUUAGAUGAAGAAUUUCGUGAAAACAACAUAGAAAUUGUGACCCGAUUUUAUUUAGCAUUUCAAAGUGUGCAUAAAUAUAUUGUAGACUUAAACAGAUAUCUAGAUGAUCUCAAUGAAGGCAUUUAUAUUCAGCAAACCUUAGAAAGUGUGCUUCUCAAUGAAGAUGGAAAACAACUCCUAUGUGAAGCGCUGUACUUAUACGGAGUUAUGCUGCUGGUCAUCGACCAAAAGAUUGAAGGAGAAGUCAGAGAGAGAAUGCUGGUUUCCUACUAUCGAUACAGCGCUGCUCGAUCUUCUGCUGAUUCAAACAUGGAUGAUAUUUGUAAGCUGCUUCGAAGUACAGGCUAUUCCAGCCAACCAGGAGCCAAAAGGCCACCCAACUAUCCUGAGAGCUAUUUCCAGAGAGUGCCUAUCAAUGAAGCCUUCAUCAAUAUGGUCAUCGGUCGACUAAGAUCUGAUGAUAUUUACAACCAGGUCUCAGCUUACCCUUUGCCGGAACAUCGCAGUACAGCCCUGGCAAAUCAGGCCGCCAUGCUCUAUGUAAUUCUCUACUUUGAGCCUUCCAUUCUUCAUACCCAUCAAGCCAAAAUGAGAGAGAUAGUGGACAAGUACUUUCCAGAUAAUUGGGUCAUUAGUAUUUACAUGGGGAUCACCGUCAAUCUAGCAGAUGCUUGGGAGCCUUACAAAGCUGCAAAAACAGCUUUAAACAACACCCUGGACCCUUCAAAUGUCAGAGAACAGGCAAGCAGAUACGCUACUGUCGGUGAAAGAGUGCACGCUCAAGUGCAACAGUUCCUGAAAGAAGGUUAUCUAAGGGAGGAGAUGGUUUUGGACAACAUCCCAAAGCUCCUGAACUGCCUGAGAGACUGCAACGUGGCCAUCCGGUGGCUGAUGCUGCACACAGCCGACUUAGCCUGUGACCCAAACAACAAACGCCUUCGUCAAAUCAAGGACCAGAUCCUAACAGACUCGAGGUACAAUCCCAGGAUCCUCUUUCAGCUGCUGUUGGUUCAAGAAUUUCACCAGUUGGAGUCAAAUCUCCAAGUAUGUCAGUUUCUUGCUGAUACGCGCAAGUUCCUCCACCAAAUGAUCCGAACCAUUAACAUUAAAGAGGAGGUCCUGAUCACAAUGCAGAUCGUGGGGGACCUUUCCUUUGCUUGGCAGUUAAUUGACAGUUUCACUUCUAUCAUGCAAGACAGCAUAAGGGUAAACCCAUCCAUGGUUACUAAACUCAGAGCUACAUUCUUGAAGCUUGCCUCUGCUCUUGACUUGCCCCUCCUGCGUAUUAAUCAAGCAAACAGCCCUGACCUUCUCAGCGUGUCUCAAUACUAUUCCGGUGAACUGGUGUCCUACGUGAGAAAGGUCUUGCAGAUCAUUCCAGAAAGCAUGUUUACUUCUCUGCUAAAGAUCAUAAAGCUUCAGACCCACGAUAUCAUUGAAGUGCCGACCCGCCUGGACAAAGAAAAGCUGAGAGACUAUGCUCAACUCGGCCCAAGAUACGAGGUUGCCAAGCUGACUCAUGCUAUUUCCAUUUUUACUGAAGGCAUCUUAAUGAUGAAAACAACUUUAGUCGGCAUCAUCAAGGUGGAUCCAAAACAAUUGCUGGAAGACGGAAUCAGGAAGGAGCUAGUAAAACGCGUUGCUUUUGCUCUUCACAGGGGGUUGAUCUUUAACCCUCGAGCCAAGCCAAGUGAAUUGAUGCCCAAGCUGAAAGAGUUGGGGGCCACCAUGGAUGGAUUCCAUCGUUCUUUUGAAUACAUUCAGGACUACGUCAACAUUUACGCUCUGAAGAUUUGGCAGGAAGAAGUAUCUCGUAUUAUAAAUUAUAACGUGGAGCAAGAGUGUAAUAACUUCUUAAGAACAAAGAUUCAAGACUGGCAAAGCAUGUACCAAUCCACUCAUAUUCCAAUACCAAAGUUUACCCCUGUGGACGAGUCCGUAACCUUUAUUGGUCGACUCUGCAGAGAAAUCUUGCGGAUCACAGACCCAAAAAUGACCUGUCACAUUGACCAGCUGAACACUUGGUAUGAUAUGAAAACUCAUCAAGAAGUGACCAGCAGCCGCCUCUUCUCAGAAAUCCAGACCACACUGGGGACUUUCGGCCUGAACGGGUUAGACAGGCUCCUGUGCUUCAUGAUUGUAAAGGAGUUACAGAAUUUCCUCAGUAUGUUUCAGAGAAUUAUCCUGAGAGACAGAACUGUUCAGGAUACUUUAAAAACCCUCAUGAAUGCGGUCAGCCCCCUCAAAGGAACGCCACCAAAGGCAUGCACUUCCCUGAGUGGUGUCAGUGGUAAUCUGCCCUUCCUUGCAGGAAUGGUCUGCCGAAAACCCGCCGACCCCGUGGAUUGGCCGCCGCUGGUCCUGGGUCUGCUCACCCUGCUGAAGCAGUUUCAUUCCCGGUACACGGAACAGUUCCUGGCACUGAUCGGCCAGUUUAUCCGCUCCACAGUGGAGCAGUGUACAAGCCAGAAGAUACCUGAAAUGCCUGCGGAUGUUGUGGGCGCCCUCCUGUUCCUGGAGGAUUAUGUCCGGUACACAAAGCUACCCAGGAGGGUUGCUGAAGCACACGUGCCUAACUUCAUUUUUGAUGAGUUCAGAACAGUCCUGUAACUUUCUCUUCCGCGUCUUCAACGGAAGGACUGCCCCGAAGUCUUGCCGCCAUCACUGUAAGGAUUGAAGAGCUGAAGCUGAACUGCCCACAUCACCCCGUUUUCCAUUUAUUGUGGGAACAUCAGACAUGCUGAGCAAAGUGUAUCUCAUGGAACUAGGUAAUAGAAUUCAUGUUAUUUAAAUCAUGGUAUUAUAUGCAAUUGACAUCAUGUAGAAGCAGAAUCCAUUUUUGUACUGCCUCUUAUAAAUGCUGAAUGUAAUUGUUAAGUAUAAAUCCAUUUAGUUUUAUGUUUCAAAGAACUAUUUGUGCAGCUCCAGAUUUUCAGUAAAAUAUUAUUGCCAGUA